Spodoptera frugiperda (fall armyworm) is the source of this 4662-nucleotide messenger RNA. Its product is annotated as ribosome-binding protein 1. Lineage: Eukaryota; Metazoa; Arthropoda; Insecta; Lepidoptera; Noctuidae. The record is from RefSeq and is a predicted model, not a curated record. The transcript is spliced from 20 exons. Gene Ontology annotation, cellular component: endoplasmic reticulum membrane. The coding region runs from base 228 to 2996 and encodes 922 amino acids.
AUAGUCUGUGGUUAGUACCCGGUUUGUUCUCCGGUCUCGUCGUCGUCGUCAAGAGUCCGAAAAAGAAAAGUUGAAAGUAAAUCUGAUUCAAGAUUUUAAAUACUCUUUCACAAAGGGACGCAUUAAAGUAAGGUGCACAUUCGUGAUAUAACCAGUAUACUAUUUAGAACUACGCCUUGUUAAAGAGGACUUAAUUUAUUACAGGGUAGGCGUGUGCGGCAGAUCCAAUGGAGCUGCAGGCAUUGCUCGUGCUGUGUGGGGUGGGGGUAGCCGGUCUCGCCAUGCUGCUCCUCAUGGGGCUGUUCUCAGCCUCAGGCACCAGCUAUGAAGAGGCAAUUGCUCAACAACGCCGAGCCACCACCGAACUACUUGCUCUUGCUGAAAGCAAAAAUAAGCCUAAGAAGAAGGAGAAGAAGGCAAAUAAAAAGUUAGCGAAGAAGGAAAAGAGCAAGGAGAGUAGUGUGGGGAUGACCGGCAGUGAGCAGGAGAGUGAGGCACCUGCUGAGAGUGGAGUAGAAGAUGACUCUGUACCCGCUCCCAAGGGACAUGUUGAGUUCAGCUCAGCUGUCGUGGUAGAUGUGCCCAGGGACACCACUCCUAAUGUCAAGAUCCGCAAACGCGGCAAGGAUCCUAAAGUUAAGCCGAUACUGGUAAACAAAGAGGAUCCGAGUUGCGUUAGCGAUCCGAGUGCGCUGCCCGACUCCACCGCCGUCACUGUCGCCAACCACUUUGAGGAAAUGCAUCCCAAAGAUGAGUUUGAGUUGAUGCAUUCAACACUCGUGGCGGAAAAAGUGCCAGAGAAAGAGAAAGUUGAAGAAGUUGUGGAGAAGAAGGAUACCAAGUCCGUAAAGCCAGCUAAGGGGGCAAAGGCUGUGGCGAAGCCUCCGACCCCUGUUGAAGUACCCAAGGAAGAGCCCGCUCGCGAGCGACACAACAGUGGCGAGGCGGCUAAAGAACAGCGCAAAGGUAAGAAGAUUGAGAAGAAGCCCGCGGAGGAGGUGGUAGAGACUCCUCGUGAGGAAGUGGUGCCGCCGCUGAACGCUCCGCAGCCGAGCGAGCUCACUACCGACAAACUGCUGAAGCAGGCCCUGGCCAACGCGCCCGCCCCCGCCUCUUCCCCGCCCGGCAAGAAUAAGAAGAAGAAGCCAGAACCUAAUGUCCUUUCACUCAUGGUAGCGGGUGACAGCGGCGGGGUGAACGUGGGCGAGCUGGUGCGCGUGGUCCGCGAGGCGGCGCUGUCCCGCACGGAGAUCCAGAUCCUCACCGACGCACUGCUCAACAAGCACCACGACCCGCUGCCCGAGCACUCCGAGUGGACCGAGGGUCCCAAUGAUCCCAUGCAGAAGUUGAAGAAGCAGUUGGCUGACAAGGAGAAGGCUCUUGCCGAUGAGAUCGAGGCGUCACAGGCUUUGCACGCCAAGCUUAAGGAGCUGAGGGCGGCUCUGAAUACAGAGCGCACGCGUGCGGUGGCUACCUCUCGCGCGGCCGAGCAGGCCGCCGCCAACGCGCGCGCCGAGCUACACACGCUGCAGGCGCGCCUGCAGAGGCUGCACGAUGACAACCAUCAGCUCGGGCAGGAGAAACUCAUGCUGCAGUCUAAGUUGGCCGCGGAGGGCGAGGCGCAAGCCGCUCGAGUUCAAAUGGAACUACACAUCCAGAGGCUCUCAGAGUCGGAGGCGGCGCUGGUGGCGCAGCUGACGGCGCUGCAGGGCGAGCUGAACGCGCACGCGCUGGAGGCGGGGCAGCGCGCCAUGGAGCUGGCGGCGGCGCGCGACGCGGCCGCGCUGGCGCAGCAGCACGCCGCCGACCUGGCGCAGCAGCUGCAGGACGCCAACCGCGCGCUGGCCGACCUCGACGCGCAGCGGCACAACGCGCAGCGGGGCGAGCAGCGCGCGCAGCAGGAACGCGCACAAGCUGUAGCAGAGCUUCAGAACGAAGUACAGAAAUUGGCGAGUCGCGCGCAAAUUGCGGAGAACAACCUCGAGUUGUUGAAGGAGGAGUCUGAGAAACAAAAACAACAGUUGACGACUGAAAUCGCGUCGCUGCGUGAGCAGUUGGCUGGGCGUGAGACUGAAUUAGCUGAAAUUAAGCAAUUGAAGGCAACACCUGCACAGAAUGGACUGCCCGCCAACGAUCAGCUUAAGGCCGCGGAGCUGGCGAAGGUGGAGAGUAUAGUGGAGUCGCUGCGGGACGAGCUGAGCGCGGCGCAGCGCAGCUCGCGCGACCAGCGGGACCAGGUCGCCAGGCUGCAGGAACAACUGCGCACCUACCAGGACAAGAACAACGAGUUGCGAACUAAAAACUGGAAAGUAAUGGAGGCGUUACAAUCUGCCGAAAAGGCUCUACAGACGAAAGCAGCAAGUGCGAUGCCGGCCCAAGACUCGCUGCGCGAGGCCAUAGCGAAAGCAGAAGAGGCGCAGUACAACGAGGUGGCCAGCGUACUACGCGAGGCUUGUCCCAGCGCAGCGCCCGGCGCCGGCGCCGGCCGCGACUGGCUGCAGGCCUUCGCCCGCAACCUGCAGGCGCAGCUGCAGCGCUCCGCCGACACCGCCGCGCAAGACCGACUCAACGACCUCAUCCAGCAGAAUGAACAGUCACAGAGCCUCGUCGAGAAAUACAAGAGGAUCAUCGACGACACUGAGGGAGUUCUGAGCCGCCUACAACAGAAUGUGACGUUAGAGGAACAGCGAUGGGCGCAGCAAUUGGCAGACAAACAACGCGAACUAGACGAUCUCAGGCAGCGCACUGUCAUGCAGGAACCUCUGGCGUUUGCAUACUCCUGCAUAGAAAAGUCAUUGCCUACGAUUAUAGAGGAGAUGCAAAAUAAAAUUGAGUCAUUACAAGAGGAACUGCAUCAGGCGAAGAAAUCCAACCACAACCACACGUUUGCUGAUGCGGAACGAACUGCCGAGGAAAGACUUAUGGCUGGUUUGUCUGACAAACACAGCGUAGAUGUUAGCAACGGACCAUUACAGGUGGGGCUCGAAGAGAAAUAACAAGAGGUACCCAAUUGCGACGUAGUAUCGAGGUGUCAUUCCUGUCCAAUGCGUGCGCUAGCGCACAGGUAACAUAGAUGCGCACACGCCGUUGUCGUGCUGCCACACAGAUGUAUGUUACAAUAUAUCGAUAUUGGUCAUUAAAAUUUUAAGGGACUUGCAAUCUUAUGUCCGGAAUGUAAAGUUACAGCGUUCAUGUAUACUCGACUACAUACAUACAGUAUCGUCCAUACAAAUUAAUCGUAUAAUAGAAUGUUAGAAGUUUGUGUUUCGCUAUUACGUCCUCCACGCACUUCUUACAUUGUCUCGAUAAUGCAGUUGAAAGGUGUAAUUUUAUGUUUACUUAACGACUUAAGUAUUGUGAAGUGUCCAGGCAGCAAGUUUUUGGCAGCAAUUGAGAUACUAAAAAAGACAAAAUGAAUCAGAGAUUCAUUAAUAUAUUUUAGGAUUAAAAACUUGGUAUUCAGCACAGAAAAGUUUAUAUACAAGCGUUUUUUAAUGAAACGCUUGUAUGACUGCCUGCCACUGACUCACGUAAAUAUUUUGCUAAUGUAACUGGCAAAUAAAUGACACGUACAAAUACAUUAUAACUCGUAAUUUAAAGAUAUUCCAUACUAUUACCUGAUUUUAUUAAUUUGCGAGCCCUAGAACCUAGAUUCUUUGUAAAUUGUAUUAGUGAGUUUGGGACUGUAUUGGCAAUAUAUUAAUUUUAUAGUAAGUGCUCUACUUUGAAAGUGUAUCGAAUUGAGUUAUGGACACAAUCGUGUAUUUAUCUGCCUGAUCUAAAGAUAUUAUCUUAAAUUUAUGUAUCAGUAAAUGUUAAUACUAAUGUGAAAUAAAAUCAAUUUCAUGUGGCGACUCAGCAAUAUUGAUAGCAAUGUUCUUGAAAAUUUUUAUAUUUUAUUUAUAACUAUUAGUUAGCUUUAAAGUUAUUUAAAAUAAUACCAGUGUAGCAACAACUGACCAUUAUGAUGUGCGAUAGUAUAAUGGAAAAAAUUAUAUACUAUUUUCCGAUAUAAUGCCUAUCCUAUCCUAUUUUUAAUUUGCCGAAUUAACAAUUUUCUAUUCUUAAUAAUUUUAAGGAAUGUUAUUUACUCUUUAGAAUUAUAUUAUUAUUUAUAAAUAUUUUUUUAUCUAGCGCAUAAUCAUUUUUGUCAGUGCCUUAGGGUAAGAUUUGAAUUUAAAAUGCUGACUGUUUUAUUUCUAGUAAUAAAUAAAUCAAAUGCUUGUUAACGAUAAGAUCUAGUUUGAAGUUAUUUUUAUGUUAUUUUUAUCCUUUUCAGUAGUGUACGACGAGUGUAGUGAAUCACUGUGUCAAAUGUUCUGAAUAUACAGUAGAACGCCCGUAUCCAUGCUCGGUUGGGUUCUGCGAUUCUAAUUGUUUCUCGUAAUAUUCGUUGUGAUGUUGGUAUGUGAUCUAUAAAUUAUUCGACAAAAUAAUUACACUUAUUAUAAUGGUUAUGUAAUGUUAUUAAAGAAUGUUGUGGUGUGUGAUGGAAUAUUCAAAACGGUAUUUAUUUGAAGAAAUCGCGGUAACCUAAUCCAUGGAUACGGAGGGCCACUUAUAUAAUAAACGUAGUAAUAAUAUUAUGAAAUCUAAUUGUAUAAUACGUAAGCCACUUUGUAUGAUAAUAGAAAGACAUCAAAUAAACUAUUUCCUAAUUUA